Austrofundulus limnaeus is the source of this 559-nucleotide messenger RNA. RefSeq names its product caskin-2. The record is from RefSeq and is a predicted model, not a curated record. Gene Ontology annotation, molecular function: protein binding. NCBI's taxonomy places the organism in Eukaryota, Metazoa, Chordata, Actinopteri, Cyprinodontiformes, Rivulidae.
GUUCAGCUUGACGUCGUGUUUGUUGGGUCUCGCUGCUCUGCAUCAGUCUCAGUGCAGUCUUCAGUCCGCGGAACCCAGCAGCGUCCCAUCUGGUGUGUGAUGGCAGACAGGGCUGCAACUGCCACCUCCAGACUCAUGGAGCUGCACUGUGAACAUUUAAUCGUCUCCACAGGAAACUGAACCCUCAGAUGAUGGAGCUGAACUCAGACCAGAGGAAGGAUGGAUCCUUAAGCAGGGCGUCUGACGGACUGUAGCGUCGUCUCAUGGCUGAGGUUCAGCAGCUUCCUCUUAAUCUGCCCACAACACUGAUCUGAAAUCCCUCAGUUGUUGGAUUACUGACGUGACGGGGGAACCACGCUGCCUGGGGUGGGCACCUGUGAGCAGUUUGUGUGUCUGUGGUGUCGCCUCUCAUCAUGGGGAAGGAACAAGAUCUUCUGGUGGCGGUGAAGAAUGGAGAUCUGCUGCAGACUCACAAGCUGCUUUCCAAACUUAAGUGCAACAAAACCAAGUUACUGGGUACCAACAAGAGACUAAACAUCAAUCACCAAGACUUGGAUGG